Triticum turgidum subsp. durum (durum wheat) is the source of this 1197-nucleotide messenger RNA. The record is from the annotation of a GenBank genome assembly. Lineage: Eukaryota; Viridiplantae; Streptophyta; Magnoliopsida; Poales; Poaceae.
AUGUACUACCUAAACAUAGUAAAUGCAUGGUGUGUGUAUAUAUAUUGGUGCUUGGCACAGUCAGUUAACAAACACACAACACCACAACAAGAGAGAUACUACAACGCAAUGGCAGCUCAUGCCCCAACGAUGGCAGUCCCCACCGACGCCCAGCUGAUUCAGGCGCAGGCUGACUUAUGGCGGCACAGCCUGUGCCACCUCACGGCCAUAGCACUCAGGUGCGCUGUCCAGCUCGGUAUCCCUACUGCGAUACACCGACUCGGCGGCACAACAUCGUUGCCCGAGCUUGUCACCGCACUGUCCCUCCCACCAUCUAAGACACCAUACCUUGGCCGUGUCUUGCGGUUGCUGGCCACAUCAGGCGCCUUAGCAUCCCCUAAGGAGGGGACCUACUCCCUCGUCCCGCUAUCAUAUCUCCUGGUGGAUGGUGUAUUCAUUGAUGGUGAGGCUAGCCAGAAGGCCAUUGUGCUUGCCACAACCUCAAGACAUUACAUAGAGGCGGCCUUGGGGCUAGCUGACUGGUUCAAGAAGGACAUCGCACCAUCGCCAUCACCAUUUGAGGAUGUGCACGGUGCCACACUCUUCGAGGAGAGUAUGGCGCUCCUCGACCCAGAGUCAGACAAGGUGUUCCAUGAAGCUCUGGCUGCCCAUGACCAUUUGGGGAUCAGCACCAUAUUGCGGGAAUGCCAUGACUUAUUCAAGGGGGUGCAGUCACUCACCAAUUGUUGUGGUGGUGAUGGAACGACGGCUAGGGCUAUUGUCAAGGCCUUCCCGCAUAUCAAGUGCAAUGUGUUGGACCUUCCGAAGGUGAUUGAGAAAGUCCCGAGUGAUGGUAUCAUUAACUAUGUCGCUGGUGACCUAUUCCAUACCAUUCCACCUGCUCAAGCUGUGAUGCUUAAGCUUGUUCUGCACUUCUGGAACGACGAAGAUUGCAUCAAUAUCCUGGCUCAAUGCAAGAAGGCCAUUCCGUCCCGCGAAAUGGGGGGAAAGGUUAUUGUCAUAGAUAUAGUAGUCGGCUCAUCAUCCAAAGAAAUGUUAGAAACCCAACUGUUGGUGGAUAUGCUCAUGUUAGUAUGUACAAGAGGACGUCAACGAGAUGAAAAUGACUGGAGCACAAUCUUUACAAAAGCAGGAUUUAGCGACUAUAAAAUCUUCAAGAAACUGGGACCUCGAGGUGUCAUCGAGGUCUAUCCUUAA